AUGGUGUCGACGCUCGACGUGUGGGCGCUUGGCAUUACGAUCGUCAUUGGCGGGCAGUAUUUCUGCUGGAACGUCGGGUUCGCCGCCGGCCUCCCUUUAUACUGCGUCGCCAUCGUCCUCAUCGGGUCUGGGUACCUCGCUAUGGUGUGCAGCGUCGCUGAGGUCACGUCCGCGCUGCCCUUUGCGGGCGGCGCCUACGGCCUCGCGCGCUGCUCGCUCGGCUUUAGCGUCGGCUUUCUCAUUGGCAUGUGUGAGAUCCUAGAGUACAUUGCGUACGUCUCGUCGUCGGUGCUCUCGCUCACGCAGCUUUUGCUCAUUUUGGCGCCGUCGCUCGAGACGGUGCAGCCGCUGCUCUGGCUACUCAUCUACGGCGUCUCGAUUCUCGUCCAAGGCCUUGGCGGUCGAAUCUUUUGGCGCGCGAACCUCAUGCUUGCCCUGGUUUCGUUUGGCAUCCUCCUUCUCUGGGUGCUCGGGUCGGCGUCGUACGUCGAGUACGCUGCGACUGCACCGUCGUCCAACGUCGACGGUAGCUUUGGGACCUUUAUGACCAACCUCCCGCUCGCUGCGUGGCUCUACGUCGGCGUUGAAGCCGUGUCCCUUGCGAGCGACGACGUUGAGAACCCAAAGGCUGUCGUGCCCAAAGCGCAGCUGUACUGCAUGCUCACGCUGCUUGCAACGUCCGUGGCGUCGGUGGUUUUAUGCGUCGGUCUUCCCCCCGGCGUCGACCAGCUUCCGACCGUCUUGGCGACGAUGAACUCGGGGUUUGUCUUGUUCACGGGGCUCUCGGACCAAGUCGUGACGGCCUUUGCAAUCCCCGCAACGUUUGCGACGGUCUUUGGCUUUAUCUUUGCGUACGGCAAGCUCAUCCACGCGGUGGCGAGCUCGCAGCUGCUGCCGCGGGUGUGCCAGCACCAGUAUGGACCGAACAAGACGCCGCUGGUCGCACUGCUUCUCGGGUCGGGCGUCGGGUACCUCCUGUGCCUCGUCGUGUACUUCUACCCGAUCGUCGGCCACUACCUCUUCAACAUUUGCAUGCUCAGCGCGUCGACGGGGUAUGCAGCGCAGUGCGUCGGCUUUAUCGUGCUGCGGCGCAAGUUCAAGCACAUUGCGCGAUCUCAAACGAGUCUCUUUGGGGUCCCCGGCGCCAUCUACGCAUUGACCGUGUGGGUUCUCGUCAUCGUUGCGAUCGCAGGCUUCCAGAACGACAGCUACACGGCGGUCAUCAUCUUUCUGAGUCUCCUCGGCCUCCUCAGUAUCUACUACCACGGCUACGCCAAGAAGCGCCAGACUUUCUCUGAAGACGAGCGCAAGGUGCUCUUCGUCGCGCAUAUCGCCAAGUUCAACCAGCUCAAGGCCAAGCAGCACCCGCACCGCGCACCGGCCGGCGGUACCGACGGCCGCGGCCUCAAGCUUGGAUCCAAGGGCUCGGCGCUGCUCCGGUCCAUGAUGUCGGCCAUGUCCAUGCAAUCGAAGCGCGAGUCGACGCACAUGCGCCAGGUCCACGUCCAGCCCACCCCCCACUAA
This is a messenger RNA of Saprolegnia diclina VS20, 1524 nucleotides long. RefSeq lists its product as hypothetical. The coding region runs from base 1 to 1524 and encodes 507 amino acids. Gene Ontology annotation, cellular component: membrane. The transcript is spliced from 3 exons. NCBI's taxonomy places the organism in Eukaryota, Oomycota, Saprolegniomycetes, Saprolegniales, Saprolegniaceae. Gene Ontology annotation, biological process: transmembrane transport. The record is from RefSeq and is a predicted model, not a curated record.